GAGUGGAGGAGGACUUGGUCGUGCUAUGAGGCUACCAUGCCUGGUAUGUAGUGCGCAAAAGAACAAACAGGCCCCAAAGGUGCGAAAUUGUCAGAAAGUGUGUGAGGCAAGGAAAGUUAGAAUGUGUCGAGGGUUUCGUCGGCCAUGAGCAACUGGCCUCGAGAUUGAAGAUUACUGUACAAGACUGGCGGCGGGCCGGCCAGGGACUUUACUGACCUACUGGACGUCAUGCGGGCGACUUUCCUGGUUGUAUAGACGCCACACGAUUCGCUGCGGAGCGCGGGACCCCCACAAAAUAUCGCGCACUCGCUGCCAGCGAGGGGGCAUCCAACCACUAGCCGAGGGUUGCCGAGUUCCAGUCCCUUCAUACGCUUACUGGCACUUUUCCGGAUGAGAAGACACAAGCCAUACGAGAGGGUCAUGGAAAGAUCCUCAAUUCUGUAUCAGAGCGAUGACGGGUCAAUACUUGUUCUCGACAUCCCACGCUCACUGGAGGAGAGCCAGACGCUGCCUGGACAAAUCCCUCUCUCACGACGCCUCAUAUCGGCUCAACCCGUCACCGAGCCAUAUGUGACGCCUGAGCCGAAAAGGGCUCGUGGCGGUCACGCGACGCUGGCCGGAGCCCAGAACAAGUCGCCAGCCGCGCAGAUAGCCGACCUCAUGACGGCAGCCGUGGCUCAGGAUGCCCUGGAUCACUGCAGUCACCAUUUCCACGCAGACUACUGCUUGCCUCGACUGUUAGAGGGACCGCCUGUAGCCGGUGAAACCUUCACGCCUGCUGGCGCACGAAGCCUCCAUGGCUCGUUGCAAGAGCUGAGCAACCAAGUCCGAGAAGAGGCACCAGUAUUUGAUCUUAUCAUGAUGGACCCGCCGUGGCCAAAUAGAUCUGUCCGGCGCAAGACUGACAACUACUCGACCGUCUACCGGCUUGAAGACAUGCAGCGCCUCCUACACCAUAUCCCAGUGCCAUCGCACUUGUCACAUAGUGGCCUUGUGGCCUUGUGGAUCACUAACAAGUCCAGCAUUCUCGACUUUGUCAAGGAGCUGCUCGCGUCGUGGCGGCUGGAGCAAGUAGCGGAGUGGACAUGGCUCAAGGUGACCGCCUCGGGCGAGCCAAUCUAUCCUAUCGAUUCAGAAUGGCGUAAGCCCUGGGAGAAGCUCAUCAUUGCCAAGCGCGCAGGUGCGGCGACGCCCGCUGGACUACAAUCCAAAACGAUCAUCGCCGUCCCCGAUCUUCAUUCAAGGAAGCCCAGCCUGCAGCGACUCUUUGCAGACAUCUUGCCUCCCCAGUAUUCGGGGCUCGAGGUCUUUGCGCGGAAUCUGACGGCCGGCUGGUGGAGUUGGGGCGACGACGUGCUCAAGUUCCAGCAAAAUGUACAUUGGUCUUCGCCGGAUGAUGCAGACCGCCCAUAAGUAGCCCAAUUACAGUAAUAUACAUCUCGUCA
Molecule: messenger RNA, 1445 nt
Organism: Emericellopsis atlantica
Lineage: Eukaryota; Fungi; Ascomycota; Sordariomycetes; Hypocreales; Bionectriaceae
Product: MT-A70-domain-containing protein
Exons: 1
Coding region: 391-1413 (340 amino acids)
Cellular component (GO): nucleus; RNA N6-methyladenosine methyltransferase complex
Molecular function (GO): methyltransferase activity
Source: RefSeq, a predicted model, not a curated record